AUGAGUGCUACGAGGUUCAUAAAGUGUGUGACUGUGGGUGAUGGAGCUGUUGGCAAAACCUGCAUGUUGAUUUCUUACACCAGCAACACUUUUCCGACGGAUUACGUGCCCACUGUUUUUGACAACUUUAGUGCAAAUGUGGUUGUGGAUGGUAGCACCAUUAACCUCGGUUUAUGGGAUACUGCAGGUCAAGAGGAUUACAAUAGAUUAAGACCCUUAAGCUAUCGCGGAGCAGAUGUUUUCCUUCUUGCAUUUUCUCUCAUUAGCAAGGCCAGCUAUGAAAAUAUUGCAAAGAAGUGGAUUCCUGAGUUAAGGCAUUAUGCACCAGGCGUUCCAAUAAUUCUUGUGGGAACAAAGCUCGAUCUUAGAGAUGAUAAGCAAUACUUUGUAGAUCAUCCUGGAGCAGUGCCCAUUAGUACAUCACAAGGAGAAGAACUCAAGAAACUAAUCGGAGCUGCUGUGUACAUCGAGUGUAGUUCAAAAACACAGCAGAACGUGAAGGCCGUAUUUGAUGCAGCAAUUAAGGUAGUCCUCCAGCCACCGAAGCAAAAGAAGAAGAGGAAAAAGGGGCAAAAGGCCUGCUCCAUUUUGUAG
Messenger RNA from Fraxinus pennsylvanica, 594 nucleotides. Lineage: Eukaryota; Viridiplantae; Streptophyta; Magnoliopsida; Lamiales; Oleaceae. The record is from the annotation of a GenBank genome assembly.